Molecule: messenger RNA, 654 nt
Organism: Cynara cardunculus var. scolymus (artichoke)
Lineage: Eukaryota; Viridiplantae; Streptophyta; Magnoliopsida; Asterales; Asteraceae
Product: thioredoxin-like protein Clot
Exons: 2
Coding region: 67-465 (132 amino acids)
Cellular component (GO): cytosol
Molecular function (GO): protein-disulfide reductase [NAD(P)H] activity
Source: RefSeq, a predicted model, not a curated record
UAUAUUCUGGAAAAGCAAAGGGAACAAUGAUAUCACAAUUUUCUGAAGGAAUUCACGUAAACAAAGAUGCCUUUGAAAAUGGUGGACGCGACCUUGUCGACCUUCAACACAGUUUUCGAGAAAUUCAAAUCUGAAGCACCAAACAACAAAAGCAAUCUCAUCCUGUUCUUGGCGGAUAUUGAACCUUCCACUAAUCUCAGUUGGUGCCCUGAUUGUGUUCGAGCUGAACCAGUUAUAUACAAAAAACUCGAAUCAUCUCCUGAUGACGUGGCCCUCCUGAGGGCUUAUGUUGGUGACCGACCCACAUGGAGGAACGCGCAUCACCCAUGGAGGAUGGACACAAAGUUCAAUCUGAAAGGAGUACCAACUCUAAUCUUGUGGGAGAACGGUGAAGUUAAAGGUCGGCUUGAAGACCACGAAGCACACAUCGAACGCAAGAUUGAUGACCUUAUUGCUAUCAAAUGAACAUCUUCUCAAGUGUUUUGAGGUUCUUGGCACCAAAUAAGGUUCUUGGCACCAAAUAAGGUUCUAGUUACUAAAUGCUGAAAACUAUGUUUAGACUCAAAAUGGGAACAAGAUUUAUGAGCUUAAAUUGUGUGUUUUUGAUAUGAAUAAACCUCCUUCCAUGGUGAAAUCCAGCAUAAUUUGUGCUCA